AUGGCCACCUCCACGCCCACCUUCGACACCGUCUACACCCAUCUAACGACCAGAUAUGGCUUCCCUGUCCUUCCUCACCCCUCUGCCCACGGCCAUGACAAAAUCCUGGCCGGCACCAUCUCUGAUCUCUCUAUCCACCCUACUCUAGAAGCAAUCCUCCACAUCCUCAACGCCGAUCUCAGCAGCGCUCACUUCCUCUGCAGACAUAUGCAGAACCGUCCUGCUUACGAAGGAAUGUAUAUCCACGGCCUACUCCACCGAGUCGAAGGCGAUUACCGUAAUGCCGAAGCCUGGUACGGCGACGUUUCUGCCUCGGACGCCUUCAGGAGCGCAUGGCCGGGUGAGAGUGGCCUAGAUGAUGCGAAAGCGUUUAUUGGGCGGGUGGAGAAGUUGCGGAAGCAGAAGGUGGGUGAUGCGAAGAAGAUUGAGGAGCAGAGUCGGAAGGAGAUUGAGGCGUUGGUGGGGUGGUGUAAGGAGAAGUUCGGGGUCGGACGGGUAGAAGAUGCGACCACUGUGUGGGUCAAGCCAGGCGAGAAGGAGCGGGAGAUUGCAGCUAAGAUGCUUGUUGGUGGGGAGGGGUGGCGGCAAUUCUGA
Molecule: messenger RNA, 594 nt
Organism: Recurvomyces mirabilis
Lineage: Eukaryota; Fungi; Ascomycota; Dothideomycetes; Mycosphaerellales; Teratosphaeriaceae
Exons: 1
Coding region: 1-594 (197 amino acids)
Source: RefSeq, a predicted model, not a curated record